AUGGCCCGGAAGAGAGGUGUUGGGUCCCCGCUAGGGACAUCCUGGACGCAGGCCUCAUCGCGGAUUUCCAAUGCCGGCAACCCGCUCAACCAGGUGAACCUCCGAGGGCGCACUGUACUGUAUCAUAUUAAACCGUCACUGGACAAGUGUAACAUCAAAAAAGUGUCGCGCAGAAUCCAGGGCAAUCACAAGUGGUCGAGAAAGAGUGGGGGGAGAGAAGUUCUUCACAAAGGUCCAGCGUUUGGGCGCAAAAGGGUGGAUUCUUUCAGAUCGGGCUCUAGCAUAGGACUGUCUCCCUCUCCCAGAGAUCGACAAUCAUCCAUGAGUUUUGAUCAGGAGCACUCACAACCGGGGACAAUGGCCGGAGUUCAGGCGGGAACACUUGGCUUCCCAUCUGAAUCGUUGUGCGUAAAGUACGGGGAAUUUUUAAAACACACCGCUGCCGCCGCAGCAGCCGCUGAGAGCAGUGGCGGGGAGCAGAGUCAGGAUGAUGACAGUGAUGGCAUUGGCAGGAGUGACAUGGUGCUUUUUCCUGAGGAAAGGCUCAUGGCAUCAAUGGCCAAAUGUGACGCAGGUAAGAAACACAAAGAGCAGAAAGUGCUGCGGCUGAACAUUAACGCCCGUGAGAGGAGGAGGAUGCAUGACCUGAACGACGCGCUCGAUGAACUGAGGUCGGUGAUCCCCUACGCGCACAGCCCGUCCGUACGGAAGUUAUCCAAAAUAGCCACUUUGCUGCUCGCCAAAAACUACAUCCUCAUGCAAGCGCAAGCACUUGAAGAGAUGAGAAGACUUGUCACUUAUCUUAACCAUGGACCCGGCGUUACCGCGGCGAAUACAUCUGGUGCACCCCGAUUAGGGCUCUAUGACCAGCAGACAGGAUACCCGUUCUCUGCUGGGACUCCAGACCCUUUCCAUAGCAAUGCAAAUCUCUUUAAUAAACACUUCAACCAUAAACCUUGAACAGUUGUGGCCGACGACACUAACAGGGGACUUCAAGCUUCGUGCACACAACUGAAUUGAUGGGACCAGCGUGACUGACUGAGAAGUAACCACAUUACCAAAAUAUGGAUUCUUACUGUAUAUGAUGAUGUUAUAUAUUUCAUGGUGAUUAUGUAUCGAAAUAGCUGUUGUUUUUGCAACACCAAACGAAAUGACAGCUCCAUAACAUGGUCAAAAUGGUGAGGCUAAUUUGUCUUUAACAAAUUAUAAUGCAAGUCCAGUCUAUUUAUUUGACCAUUAUGUAGGCCUUUAUUAAUUUUAUUCAGUUUGAAUCGAUGAUGUUCGAUGAAUAAAUUGUAUUGGUGAUAUAAUAGAGAUGUUAUGGUCUAUAUUUCUGCAUUAUAUACUAAAUCGUGUAUGUACAACCACACUUAACAUCUGAAAGUCACAAUUUAUCAACAAUUUAUUUCCAUCAAUUUAAGAUUGUUAUUAAUUGUCUUGUUUAAA
Molecule: messenger RNA, 1446 nt
Organism: Salvelinus namaycush (lake trout)
Lineage: Eukaryota; Metazoa; Chordata; Actinopteri; Salmoniformes; Salmonidae
Product: class E basic helix-loop-helix protein 22-like
Exons: 3
Coding region: 1-960 (319 amino acids)
Molecular function (GO): protein dimerization activity
Source: RefSeq, a predicted model, not a curated record